CUUUAAGUGAAGUUAAGUUCAGUUUGAUUGGGCUGUAACUUUGGCGGACUUUGAUAUCGUGCUGCUGAGCUCAAUCACAACGCUAACAAACAUGGCACACAUCGUUGACAACGAUACAUGGGAGUCACACAACAGUAUGAUGAAGGAGCCUCUCGGCACCAAUGAUCCUGAGGUAUUUGAAAUAAUUAAGAAGGAGAAGAAAAGACAGACAUGUGGUUUGGAACUCAUUGCCUCUGAGAACUUCACCAGUCGAGCUGUUCUGGAGGCUCUGGGCUCGUGCAUGAACAACAAAUAUUCCGAAGGAUAUCCUGGACAAAGAUAUUAUGGUGGUACGGAACAUGUGGAUGAGCUAGAGCGUCUGUGUCAGCAAAGAGCAUUAAAGGCUUAUGGCCUUGACCCACAAAAAUGGGGAGUGAAUGUGCAGCCCUAUUCAGGGUCACCUGCCAACUUUGCUGUGUACACAGCAGUAGUGGAGCCUCAUGGGAGGAUCAUGGGUCUCGAUCUGCCUGACGGAGGCCACCUGACCCAUGGCUUUAUGACAGACAAGAAAAAAAUCUCUGCCACCUCUAUGUUUUUCGAAUCAAUGCCAUACAAGGUUAAUCAAGAGACUGGUUAUAUUGAUUAUGACCGACUAGAGGAAAAUGCUCGUUUGUUCCAUCCGAAAUUAAUCAUCGCAGGAACCAGUUGCCAUUCCCGCAACCUUGAUUACAGUCGCCUGCGGAAGAUAGCAGAUGAGAACGGGGCCUUCCUCCUGUCUGACAUGGCACACAUUAGUGGUCUUGUUGCAGCUGGGGUGGUUCCAUCCCCUUUUGAACACAGUGAUAUUGUUUCCACAACCACACACAAGACCCUUAGAGGCUGCAGAGCAGGAGUCAUCUUUUAUAGGAAAGGGGUGCGCAGUGUGGAUGCAAAGACCGGAAAGGAGACUCUUUAUAACCUGGAGAGUUUGAUCAAUCAGGCUGUGUUUCCUGGGCUACAGGGAGGACCUCACAACCAUGCCAUUGCAGGAGUGGCUGUAGCACUGAAACAGGCCAUGACUCCUGAAUUCAAAGCCUAUCAGCUACAAGUGCUGGCAAACUGCAAGGCCUUGGCAGCUGCUCUGAUGGAAAAGGGCUACAAAAUUGUUACCGGAGGUUCUGAUAAUCAUCUUAUUUUGCUUGAUCUGCGUCCGAACGGGACUGAUGGUGGAAGGGCAGAGAAGGUGCUGGAGGCCUGCGCCAUUGCCUGUAACAAGAACACCUGCCCUGGUGACAAGAGUGCACUGCGCCCCAGUGGCCUCCGGUUCGGCUCUCCUGCACUGACAUCGCGAGGGCUAGUGGAGGAAGAUUUCCGCCUGGUUGCAGAAUUCAUUCACCGCUGCAUUCAGUUGACUGUGAAGAUACAGACAGACAUGAACGCCAAAGCCACUCUGAAGGAGUUCAAAGAAACCUUGGCUCAGGCUGAGAAAUAUCAAAAUAAAAUAAAAGAAAUUAAGGAUGAAGUUGAGGCUUUUGCUGGAAAGUUCCCCAUGCCUGGACUGCCGGAGCUAUAAGACCAAUUCCAAUAAUCUGUAUUGAAGAUUUGACUUCGAUUGCUUUCGCACUCUUUAUUCAGUGGGAUUUUUGAUGUCGUCUUGCUUGUGCGCUGACAUACCAUAACUAAGAGACAGACAAAAAACACAACACUGUAAAUUGUGUAUGACACAGUUGAUAAAUAAAAGCAACCUCAUCAGAAA
Trichomycterus rosablanca is the source of this 1714-nucleotide messenger RNA. It is a transcript of the gene shmt1, whose product is annotated as serine hydroxymethyltransferase 1 (soluble). The transcript has 12 exons. Gene Ontology annotation, molecular function: cobalt ion binding; pyridoxal phosphate binding; mRNA 5'-UTR binding. Gene Ontology annotation, biological process: tetrahydrofolate interconversion; folic acid metabolic process; L-serine catabolic process. The coding region runs from base 92 to 1531 and encodes 479 amino acids. Lineage: Eukaryota; Metazoa; Chordata; Actinopteri; Siluriformes; Trichomycteridae. The record is from RefSeq and is a predicted model, not a curated record. Gene Ontology annotation, cellular component: nucleus; cytoplasm; cytosol.